This is a messenger RNA of Cololabis saira (Pacific saury), 1562 nucleotides long. RefSeq names its product lecithin-cholesterol acyltransferase (gene lcat). The transcript has 7 exons. Gene Ontology annotation, molecular function: phosphatidylcholine-sterol O-acyltransferase activity. The coding region runs from base 41 to 1348 and encodes 435 amino acids. Lineage: Eukaryota; Metazoa; Chordata; Actinopteri; Beloniformes; Belonidae. The record is from RefSeq and is a predicted model, not a curated record. Gene Ontology annotation, biological process: lipid metabolic process.
CACAAAGACGCUGCUGCAGCUGCCGGACUGCACCGAGAAGAUGGGAUCAGCUCGGCUGUGCUCGGCGCUGCUGGCCCUGGCUCUGGUUCUGCUGGCUCUGCAUCAGUCCACAGCCUUCUGGAUCGUCAACGUCGUCUUCCCCCCAAACGCCAAACUCAGUGAGCAUAGCAACGACACCUCACCGCUCAUUAUCGUACCGGGAAACUUGGGCAAUCGUCUGGAAGCCAAACUAGACAAGCCAACACUGGUCCACUGGAUGUGCUACAAGAAAACCGAGCACUGGUUCCCUCUGUGGAUCGACCUCAACAUGUUCAUGCCUAUAGGUGUGGACUGCUGGAUUGAUAACAUUAGACUUGUUUACAACAGGACCAAUCGGCGGUCUUCCAACUCACCAGGGGUGCAGGUACGGGUGCCAGGAUUUGGCCAGACCUUCUCCAUAGAGUACCUUGACUAUAACAAACUGGCUGGUUAUUUUCACACUAUGGUGCAACAUUUGGUCAACGUGGGCUACGUCCGAAAUGAGACCAUCCGUGGGGCCCCGUAUGACUGGAGAUUAACUCCCAACGAGAACGCAGAGUACUUAACAAGGCUACAGGAACUGGUUGAGGAGAUGUACAACCAGUAUCAGAAACCAGUUUACCUGCUGGGACACAGCAUGGGCUGUCACUACGUCCUGUACUUCCUCAACAACCAGCCUCAGGAAUGGAAGGACAAGUACAUCAGGGGCUUCAUCUCCCUAGGAGCACCAUGGGGUGGCGCUGUUAAAGCACUUCGAGUCCUGGCCUCAGGUGAAAAUGACGGAAUCCCAAUGAUUUCUAAUAUCAAGAUCCGUGAGGAGCAGAGAAUGGUCACAACUAAUCCUUGGAUGCUCCCAUCUGAAGAUACCUGGCCGAAGGACCACGUCUUCAUCUCCACACCAUCCUAUAACUACACCCACCAGGACUACAAGCGCUUCUUCAAAGACAUCGAUUUUGAGGACGGCUGGUACAUGUGGGAGGACACCAACAAUCUCACCGGGGCUCUCCAGCCUCCUGGCGUCGAGGUGUGGUGCAUGUACGGCGUAGGGCUUCCAACCCCUGUUACAAACAUUUACGAUGAGGAUUUUCCCAACACGGACCCAGUGGACUUUGUUUAUGCCGACGGAGACGACACGGUGGCCAGUUCAAGCAUGAGCCUAUGCAAACGUUGGAUUGGGAAGCAGGAGAAGCCUGUCCAUGUGACAGAGUACCGAGGGCUCACACACCUGGAUAUAGUGUUCCACGAAAAGGUGCUCUAUCAAAUCCAGCAAAUCCUGGAAGGCCAAUCAGACACGCCCGAAGAGGUGGAUGUCCGGUUAGAGGACAUAUAACAGAAACAGUAUGUGGUGGUCAAAAACACUCAAGGAGCUGGAUUCUCACACAGUUGAAUCUUGAGUCUCUAUGUAGCAAUACGAUGUCAUUCCACAUGGGACACCAUAACACACAAAAGUUCAUUUUCAGACAGGCCAACCCCUGACAAAAAAAGCCUGUGUAAAGCCUGAUUUAUGUUUCUAACAUCAUUGUUGACAUUUAUGCUUUUUCAUU